Salvia miltiorrhiza (redroot sage) is the source of this 726-nucleotide messenger RNA. Its product is annotated as ubiquitin-fold modifier 1. Bases 205 to 495 code for a protein of 96 amino acids. The transcript is spliced from 4 exons. Gene Ontology annotation, cellular component: nucleus; cytoplasm. The record is from RefSeq and is a predicted model, not a curated record. Gene Ontology annotation, biological process: protein K69-linked ufmylation. NCBI's taxonomy places the organism in Eukaryota, Viridiplantae, Streptophyta, Magnoliopsida, Lamiales, Lamiaceae.
UUUGGGAACUUUCACUCAUGGUACAACUACAAGUAAAGUGGAGGAAAAGAAAAAAAACACGCAAGUCCUAAAUUAAAGUAGAUUGACACGUGGCUGUUUUAUAUUGGCUGGAUAUACCUGCGCGUAUGUAGCAAGCAGUUGAUAUUGCACAUAUAAUCUUCAAAAUUACUGAAAAAUAAGAAAAAAGAUUUAAAUACGAAAGAGAUGGCGAGCGGUGGCGCCGGCGGCGGAGGUGGCGGAAAGGUGUCGUUCAAAGUUACUCUUACCUCUGAUCCGAAACUCCCAUUCAAAAUAUUUAGCGUACCGGAGGCUGCCCCUUUUACUGCAGUUCUGAAAUUCGCCGCCGAGGAAUUUAAAGUGCCCCCCCAAACCAGUGCCAUCAUCACUAACGAUGGAGUGGGAAUCAAUCCUCAACAGAGUGCUGGAAAUGUCUUUCUUAAACAUGGCUCAGAGCUGCGCUUAAUUCCCCGCGACAGAGUUGGUGCCUGUAUGUAAGCUUGAGGUCGAGUUCUAUAAAGUUUUUACCAUCUGCAUUUCAAUAUGUAUUCUCUAGACAUAUUCCCCAAAUCGAGUCUGUUUUGUUUUGCUACCCAAACCUUCAAAAGAUGACGGUCCCAGUAAAUUUAACUCUUAUUUAACAGAGAUGGAAAAUUCUUGACCCAGUUACUUUAAUAAUUUUGUUUUCCGUGAUAAUUAAUAAAUGAGUAACACUGUUUUUCAGUAGUA